AUGGAAUCGACCAUAGAACCAGAGGAGAACAAGAUAUCUGUGUGGAUCUGCCGUGAGGAGAAGCUGGUUCUGGGCUUGUCGAAGCGCACCACCUGCGCGGACAUCGUCCAAGUUCUUCUGGAGGAGCAGAACUCUCUUUCCACGGCGAAGUCUUUCUGCAUUGUGGAGAAAUAUGGCGGCUUCGAGCGGAUUUUACCGAAUAAAACCAAGAUUUUGAGGCUUUGGCUCGCGUGGGGAGAGGAGCAGAGGAACGUGAAGUUCGUGCUGCUGAAAAGCGACGCGUCUCUGGAUAACCACGGCGCCCGGAGCGCAGAGGCGCGCGUGGUGCGCAGCAAACACAGUCCCUGUGUCACCAAGGGGACGUCACGGCCUGUUGUGGGGGACAUCUCACCCGAGAAGCAGCGUCGGGUGGUCAGGAAAGCUUUCAGGAAGCUGGAAAAGAUGAAGAGGAGGAGGACGCGCGCGGCGCACAGAGACGCGUCCUGCGCGGAGAGGAUGGAAACGUUGGUUCAUCUGGUGGUUUCUCAGGAUCAUACCAUCCGACAGCAGCUUCAGAGGAUUACACAGCUGGAUGCAGACAUCGAAAGACGUGAAGCAAAGGUGCAUUCGGACAGGAUUAAGAGACACGGGAUUAAUUAUGUGCAGAAAACUUAUUUAGACGCAAAUCCGCUCCCAAACCCAGAAGGAGACGAAAAGUCUCUGAGUGAGACUUUGGCCAAGUUGGAAGUGCACGCCCGGCAGCGCGAGGAGGUGCUCAGCUUAGAAGAGGAGCUUUGGGAGCAGGAAGCUCAGAUAGAAACGAUCACAGCUCACAUCCAGGAGGAGCUGAACCACCGCUGGAUGCUGCGGAGGAGAGAGGAGCGGAGGCGCAACCAGUCGGAGCGCGGAGGAGGUGCAGCAGCUUUCUUCUGCUCGGGGACGCACUCGCCACAAAACGAGCUGUUUGUGGAGAAGGAGCGGAUCAAAACGCAGCUAGAUGCGAGUUUGUACAUCGGUCUGCGGCUCAGCGCGGAUUUAGAGGCUAUUAGGGGCGAUUUAGAGCUGUCCCAGCAGAUUUGCGCUGCGAGGGAAAAGGAAAUGAGGGAUUUGCUGGAGAAAGUGAACAUUUUGGACAUGGAGGAGGAGACAUGCGGGACAGAGGAUAAGACGAUGGCUGGGACUUUGGAGGGGGGAAGCGUGUGGAUGGAGCAGAGCAGAGGUCUGGCCAAAGACCAAAGUGUCAACGAUGAUGACUCAGAUACUGGUUUAAGUUCUCUGCACAGUCAGGACUCAGACGGCCUCCCAGUUUGGGAAUCACUGGUUUGAUUUAAGUCACUGUUCACAUUAUUUCUAACCACAACCAAAGCUUCUAGUCUCAGGGAUGCACAUAAACAAA
This is a messenger RNA of Nematolebias whitei (Rio pearlfish), 1375 nucleotides long. RefSeq names its product Ras association domain family member 10b (gene rassf10b). The record is from RefSeq and is a predicted model, not a curated record. The coding region runs from base 1 to 1305 and encodes 434 amino acids. Gene Ontology annotation, biological process: signal transduction. NCBI's taxonomy places the organism in Eukaryota, Metazoa, Chordata, Actinopteri, Cyprinodontiformes, Rivulidae. The transcript has a single exon.